Messenger RNA from Schistosoma curassoni, 1101 nucleotides. Lineage: Eukaryota; Metazoa; Platyhelminthes; Trematoda; Strigeidida; Schistosomatidae. The record is from the annotation of a GenBank genome assembly.
UUUAAAUGUCGAGGUCAAGCGAUAGCCUGACACUGGAAAAUUCAUUGAACGCUUUUGAAAGCGAAGAGAUACUUCAAGCUUUAGCAGUUGCUGGACUACUGAGUCAAGAGAAGCUUUAUCUGGAGCUUACAAACGAAGCCGUAAAUUUCGCGAGAAAAGAAAAGUUUAGUUUUUCGCAGUUAUGCGCACUCGUUUCGAUAAUUAACAGGGUGUUGAAAGAACUUUCGAGUUCUCCAUACGACGACAUACAGAAUGUCCUAGAUGUAUCGGACAAAAUUAUGAUGAGUUACUCUAUCCAGAGGCCACCCCACUGCAUUGAGUUAUUUUCGAUCGCUGAUUCUUUAAAAUGCGUUGAAUUUCUCGUGGACUCAUUGUUUAGACAUUGGAGACUUUACAAGUUCGCUUUAGCUCCAACAGCACGCCUUUUACCUCAGCUCAUUUACGAUACAAAAGAUUGUGAAUCGGAAAUUGUCGACUUGAAACCAUCAGGUAAAAUGAAAACGUGUUGAACCGAGUUAACGCCAUUUUACUUUCUAGGAACCGAUUUAUUAUACUCAAUUUUAAAAUAUGCACUCGAAGAUCAAAUUGAAGUCAACAAACAUUAAAAUCAAAUCGGUAAUUGAUUUGUGACAAAUUGUUCUAAGAGGUAUCCUCUUAAUUCUUACAUGUGAUACGUUACGUAAUCAACAAAGCGAACUUACGAAAACACUUACUGUUAAUAAAUGACUACAUACACAUCACGCCUACUUCUUCGGAAUCGGUUGAUUAUACUGGUAAAAGUGCCAAACUUACGUAGAAAGUAUGUAUAAAACUAAACUAUGUUGUAUUUCAUGAAACGAUUUCUAUGACUACUAUGAUUAAGAAGCUAAAACAACGUGUAUGCACUACUUUAAACGAAAAUGAUUUGCUUUGCUCCUAAAAGCCGGUCAAAAUCAUCUGGUGAAAUAGUUUAGUAUAAUUUAUGACAUCAGUUACUACUACUUGGUUAACACACUAAAUACAGUUUAACAAAGCAACGACGACUAUAAUAGCUUGGCAAUAAUAAUCCUUAUAAUAGUGUCUAGAUGGAUGUUUAAAUAUUCAUUGGGAAAUGAGUUUGCU